GCCGAUUGUGUGCAUUACAAGUAUAUAAUACAGGCCGCGGUCUUCGUCGUCGGUCGGGCGUUGCAGUCGCGAUUCGCCGUCCGUGUAUUGUUAUAUGUGCGGUAUUAUCGAUUUCUGCGGUGAUACGUAUAAUAUUAUAUCGUUUCCGUCCGAAUUCGUAUAUUUUUUGAAAAAAAACAAAAAAAAAAAAAAAAGAAGAAGAAGAUAUACCGACGACGACGCGUCCGAGUGAUACACCGAUAUCGCGAUCCGCUAUAAUAUUAAUAUCGUUAUACCGUAAUCGUUGUUGACGUAUCGCCGUCGUAAAAUAUGUGUUCGCUCGGCGACCGGCCGUACUGCUCGAAUAACGUGUCCAUUUCGCCGUCUGUCGUGUUAUAUACGUGAUAUUUACGUGUAUAUUAUAAUAAAUAUAUAUAUAUAUAUAUAUAAUAAUUUGUGUGCGCGACGUGCACGCCGCGCGGGAGGACUGCUGCAAAUAAUCGAACAGAAUGAUCGAGAAGACUGCGGACGACCCGGCAGUCGAAGACACGGCUUGCGGGAUAUGGUUGUUCAAGCCCAAGUGGCUUCAGAUAUUUGCGAGCAAAAAGGUAUAUGUCAUCGUGUAUGGGCUGUUGGGGCUCAACCAAUUCAUGUUGUCCUCGUACUUCAACGGUACGCUGACUACUAUGGAGAAGAGAUUUAAAUUCUCCAGUCAGAUGAGUGGUAUUAUUUCGAGCACUUGGGAUUUUUUUUCGCUCAUAUCAUUCAUGGUGACGUCUCACAUGGCCGGUAAAGGACAUAGAACGCGUUGGUUGGCCAUCGGUUCUUUCUUCGUCGGUCUUUCCUGUUUUGUUCGUCUCCUGCCACACAUUAUUUACGGGCCAGGCGAAGAAAUCCUUCAGUACACUGUCGAAUACGGUAGCAACGUGAACUCGAAUUCUCUGCUUAGUAAUAUAUCGCGACAAAACGAGAAAAUCUGUGACGGACAACCAUUGUACGAAGACUGCGAUAACGAACAGCUUUGGAACGUGGCUGCUUUCUUGCUGUGCGCCGCGCACGCGAUGUUAGGAUUGGGUGGUUCGUUAUACUGGACUUGUGGAGCGGCGUACUUGGACGACAACGUUCGAAAGAAUGCGGUACCCAUGCUUUUAGCGAUCGUCCAGUGCAUACGAAUGUCGGGUCCCAUGUUGGGAUACAUGCUGUCGGCGUACGCGCUGACUAAUUUCAUCGAACCUCAUCUGACGCCGACCAUAACCAACGAAGAUCCAAGGUGGGUCGGCGCUUGGUGGAUGGGAUGGACGCCCAUUGGUAUUUCAUGCAUAGGUUUUUCGAUAAUGAUGAUGUUUUUUCCGAGAGUUCUUCCGAGAGCGGCGGCCCGCAAGGUAAAACAGCUAGAAGAAAAAACAGAACACAUUUCGACCGAUUUCAAAACGUCUUUGAAACGGAUUUUGACAAACAAAAUACUGGUGUUUAAUUCGGCGAGCAAUUCAUUCUUCGUGUUGGGCCUGAUUGGAUACUGGACGUUCAUGCCUAAGUACAUGGAGACCCAAUUCAGACAGACGGCCUCGAAUUCAAAUUUUGCAUCGGGCGCCAUAGGCAUUUUGAGUUCGGGUUUGGGCAUUGUGACUUCCGGAUUGGUCAUAUCGAAAUUCAAACCGUCACCGAGGUCGCUGGCCAUGUGGAACUUCAUUACGGAGGCUUUGGAAGUGGUCGGUCACUUCGCAUACAUAUUUCUCGGGUGCGCGGCGGAAGACUUGCACGGCCAGUGGAAUGCGGACAAAACAUGGAACUUGACGAUGGACUGCAACGUGGGCUGUAAUUGCGGAAAAUCGAUGAGUUACAAUCCCGUCUGUUCGUACGAUGGAUCAACCACAUUUUAUUCGCCGUGCUACGCGGGAUGUACUUUGGAGACGAUCAUCGACGGCGGAAUGAAGGCUUACAGCAACUGCACCUGUAUAGGUGGCUCGGGCACAGCCACUGAGGGAGUGUGUCCGGUCGAUUGCGGUCACGACUUCAUCAUAUUUCUUGCUUUGAUGGGCGUAAUGCGGUUCUUGUCGUCUACCGGUCGUUCCGGCAACACCAUAAUUCAGUUCAGGUGUGUAAAACAAGAAGAUAAGUCACUAUCGCUGGGUUUUUCUGAAGUGGUAAUGGCCCUGGUGGCGUUCAUGCCCGGUCCUAUAUUGUACGGCACGAUUGUCGACGCCACAUGCAUGGUAUGGGGUGGUAAAUGCGGUACCGACGGUAACUGUUGGCUAUACGACGGUAUGCGGCUGAAGUACUACUUGAACUUUACCGGAGCUAGUUUUCUGUUGAUCGGAACGAUACUGGACAUUGGUGUUUGGUAUCAUGUCAAGGACCUGAAGAUCUAUGACGUCAGUGGUGACGAAAAAAACACGCUAAAAACAAUAGCGACAUAAAAAGGUCGACAAAUCAAAAAAAAAAAAAAGAACGCCGUUGAUGUGUUAAACAAGAGCUAAUAUGUUGUCAUAAACUAAUUAUCAAUACACUGUACAUUUAUUACUA
Molecule: messenger RNA, 2502 nt
Organism: Rhopalosiphum maidis (corn leaf aphid)
Lineage: Eukaryota; Metazoa; Arthropoda; Insecta; Hemiptera; Aphididae
Product: solute carrier organic anion transporter family member 4C1-like
Exons: 12
Coding region: 489-2396 (635 amino acids)
Biological process (GO): sodium-independent organic anion transport; transmembrane transport
Cellular component (GO): membrane
Molecular function (GO): protein binding
Source: RefSeq, a predicted model, not a curated record